Molecule: messenger RNA, 1490 nt
Organism: Austrofundulus limnaeus
Lineage: Eukaryota; Metazoa; Chordata; Actinopteri; Cyprinodontiformes; Rivulidae
Gene: rrm2
Product: ribonucleotide reductase M2 polypeptide
Exons: 11
Coding region: 93-1241 (382 amino acids)
Biological process (GO): deoxyribonucleotide biosynthetic process
Cellular component (GO): cytosol
Molecular function (GO): ribonucleoside-diphosphate reductase activity, thioredoxin disulfide as acceptor
Source: RefSeq, a predicted model, not a curated record
GCUGCUUUGACCUCUGAACCGGAAGUAGUCGCCCGGGGGAAGCGGUCCUUUUAAAAACAGCUGAAUUUUAGAGGGAAAAUUUCUGCUUCAGGAUGAUGUCCGCGCGUUCCCCGCUCUCUGUGAAGAACGACAACAUCCUGAGCGACAAGAUGAGCGACGUGUCGCUGAAGGAGAACACGCCGCCGGGGCUGAACAGCAGCCGGAUCCUGGCCUCCAAAACCGCGCGGAAGAUCUUCAGCGAAGUGUCGAAUAAACCCGUGAAGGAGAGCAGAGAGGAGGAGCCGCUGCUGAAGGACAACCCUCGUCGCUUCGUCAUCUUCCCCAUCCAGUACCACGACAUCUGGCAGAUGUACAAGAAGGCCGAGGCCUCCUUCUGGACGGCGGAGGAGGUGGACCUGUCCAAGGACCUGCAGCACUGGGAGUCCCUGAAGGAAGAAGAGCGCUACUUCAUCUCCCACGUGUUGGCCUUCUUCGCCGCCAGCGACGGUAUCGUCAAUGAGAACCUGGUGGAGCGCUUCACACAGGAAGUCCAGGUGACUGAGGCCAGGUGUUUCUACGGCUUCCAGAUCGCCAUGGAGAACAUCCACUCUGAGAUGUACAGCCUGCUGAUCGACACCUACAUCAAGGAGCCCACAGAGAGAGAAUACCUGUUCAACGCCAUCGAGACUCUGCCGUGUGUGAAGAAGAAGGCCGACUGGGCAAUCAACUGGAUAGGGAACAAGAACGCCACCUACGGAGAGCGGGUGGUGGCGUUCGCUGCUGUGGAGGGGAUCUUCUUCUCCGGUUCGUUCGCCUCCAUCUUCUGGUUGAAGAAGCGAGGCCUGAUGCCCGGUCUGACCUUCAGCAACGAGCUCAUCAGCAGAGACGAGGGUCUGCACUGUGACUUCGCCUGUCUGAUGUUCAAACACCUGGUGAACAAGCCGUCGUCAGAAACCGUCACCAAGAUCGUCAGGAACGCCGUGGAGAUCGAGCAGGAGUUCCUGACCGAAGCUCUGCCCGUGAAGCUGAUCGGGAUGAACUGUGACAUGAUGAAGCAGUACAUCGAGUUCGUGGCCGACAGGCUGCUGCUGGAGCUCGGCUUCUCUAAGAUCUACCGGGUGGAGAACCCCUUCGACUUCAUGGAGAACAUCUCUCUGGAGGGAAAGACCAACUUCUUUGAGAAGCGGGUCGGGGAGUACCAGAGGAUGGGGGUCAUGUCUGGACCAACAGAUAACACCUUCAGACUGGACGCAGACUUCUGAGACGUCUCUGGACAUGUCUCAGAGGGACAGACUAUGUAAAAGAACUGAUUUCAGCCAAUCAGAGCGCAGCAGCACACCUUCAGGUUAAACUCUCCUCACCUGGUCGUGGACCUGAACCAGAACCAUCCUCUGUAUAUAACCCCAUGUGGCAGGUUUCAUACUGUGUACAUAAAUGUGUACAUAGCUGUAGGAUUUUACAAUUAUUCUUUUUUAUAUAUAUAAUAAAGUCAAACUUUCUGUUUGAAAAAA